Molecule: messenger RNA, 523 nt
Organism: Nylanderia fulva
Lineage: Eukaryota; Metazoa; Arthropoda; Insecta; Hymenoptera; Formicidae
Gene: RpL36A
Product: ribosomal protein L36A
Biological process (GO): translation
Cellular component (GO): ribosome
Molecular function (GO): structural constituent of ribosome
Source: RefSeq, a predicted model, not a curated record
AUAUAUUCAAGGUUCAUGAAUUUAUUGCAACGAGAGAGAGAGAGAGAGAACAUCCGCGCAUGCGCGUCGCGCGCAGUUUCCCGUGCCUCGAUUUCCGGUCGAAUUGCGUUUCCCUUUUCUCGCUAUACGUUCAAGAUGGUUAACGUACCGAAGCAAAGGCGUACUUUUUGCAAAAAAUGCAAAGUACACAAGACUCACAAAGUUACGCAGUACAAGAAAAGUAAGGAGAGACAUGCCUCGCAGGGCAGAAGACGUUACGAUCGCAAACAGCAAGGUUUCGGCGGCCAAACUAAGCCUAUUUUCAGAAAAAAGGCAAAAACGACCAAGAAAAUUGUACUGAGGAUGGAAUGUACGGAAUGCAAGUACAGAAAACAAAUUCCACUGAAGAGAUGCAAGCACUUUGAACUGGGUGGUGACAAGAAGAGGAAGGGUCAAAUGAUUCAGUUCUAAAUUAUCCACUCAACGUUUUCAGCUUAUUCUGUAUUUGAUAAGAAAUAAAUAAAUCUACAGGAAUUUGUAUACA